This is a messenger RNA of Hydra vulgaris (swiftwater hydra), 2099 nucleotides long. RefSeq names its product galanin receptor type 1. Lineage: Eukaryota; Metazoa; Cnidaria; Hydrozoa; Anthoathecata; Hydridae. Gene Ontology annotation, biological process: G protein-coupled receptor signaling pathway. Gene Ontology annotation, molecular function: G protein-coupled receptor activity. The record is from RefSeq and is a predicted model, not a curated record. Gene Ontology annotation, cellular component: membrane.
AUUUAUUUGAAAAAUUUUGUUGCUUUUUUGCUUAGAGUUUAAUAACGUUUACUUAGUUAUCCAUUUAUGAGUGAUGCUGACGAUGACAGAUCCAUCAUGAUGACUGGCUAUUUAAUUAUGACUGCUUUUAUGGUGACAUUACUGAUUGGUAUUACGUGUAUUAACAGCGCACAUUUAAUGACGAGAGAAAUGUUUAAUUCAAGUAGUUUUUCAAAUGCAAGCUUACACCUGAUUGAUCAAAAUACAAAUGAGAGUUUUGCAAAAACGAAUAAUUCAUUUAUGUCCCUUGAAGAAAUGUGUGAGUUUUUUAAAAUACCAGAAGAAAACUGUACAUGUAACAAAGAAAACUCCAAAACGAAAGAGAUAUGCGAUUUUCAUUUAUUUAACAAAACAACUGAGUUUAGAUGCGACAGUCUUUUAUACACUAUAACAAGCAUUAGCAAUAUAAUAUCAUCAACGUUAGGAUUAAUCGGCAACAGUUUUGUUAUUUGGAUUUCGCUCACUCAUAAUAAUGAGUUUAGAAGAUUUCAUAAUUUAGUAAUUAGCUUGGCAAUCUCUGACUUUGUGUUUGCAUUUGUGCAACUUAUAAUAACGGUACCCGAAAUAUGGACGUGUCAUUGGGUAUAUGGUUUAUUUUUAUGUAAACUGCUUCGUGCUAUUUUAGCUGCUAGUGCAAAUAUUGCUGUAGGGUUCAUCGUUUUAAUUGCUGUUGAAAGAUAUAUUGGGAUUGUACAUUUGUUUAGUUCAACUUUAAACAACUUAAGAUUUCAAGUGAUUAAAUUUUUGAACGUCUUUUUUGGUAUUCUUUCAGUUGCUCCUCCACUGAUCACUCUUAAAUUAGGAAAAUUUAACACUUGUUCAGAAGAAUGGGAUAAAAAAAGCUCGCGCGUAUACACAUGGGUUUUAUUUAUUUUUUACUAUCUUUUGCCGAUAGUUUUGAUGAGUGUUUUUUAUUCUAGACUUGUUUUAUAUCUCAGGAAAUCAUAUCUUAAUAGCAAUAUUUUAAAUGACGUAGCAAAAAAAUCUCGUUCUGAGAAAAAUAAGAAGACAGUUACAAUGUUAAUUAUGGUUUUGAUAAUGUUUGCUAUACUUGUUCUUCCUAAUAGAAUAGUUUGGAUUAUCAAUGAUAUGUAUGGUCUGGAGAAUUUUAAAAGUCAAAAAACUAUACGUUUUUUAAAACUGAUUUUUGAAAUUUUUUAUGGAUUUCAUGCAGCAAUCAAUCCUAUUAUUUAUUCUGUGUUUGAUGCUAAAUAUAGACAAAAGUUAAAAGCAUUAUUUGUUUCUACAGUUAAUGGUUAUGUUUCAUCACCAACAACAGCGAAGUCACAACUUCUGGACCAAUCAAACUUUCAGCUGAACAUUAUCGAUCAAAAAAUUAAUUAAAAAAAUAAAUAAAUGUUUUUGCAAUUAUAUUAUUAGUUUACUAAUGUUAGUGUUAUAAAAAACAUUUAUUACUAAUAACUUUUAUUUUAAUUUUUAGGUGGUUAUUAUUUCUAAUAUUUAAUUUAAUAAACUCUCUUAUAAUAACAAUAUAUAAUAGUCUUUCUUUAUGGUAGUAGGUAGGUUUGUAACUAGAUUUAAUGGUAAUUAUAGACUGAUUUUUACAAAUAAAUUUGUGCUUGUUUUUGUUAAUUAUUUUAUUCAUAAGUAUUUAUCUUAUAUUUGUAUUCUUUUAAUCAUAUUAAUACUGGUAAUUCAAUUUGCGACCCCAAAUUUAUAGGCACACGAGUAAAUGACGCCCCUCUUUUAAACACUAAUAACCAUGACUAAAUCCUGCUGUAACUUUUACCGUCAAUUGAUGUACGUUUCGUUGUCAAUCUCUAUUGGCCAGGCAAUACAUGUACAUUUAGCUGUAUUUAUCUUUAAUGGUUAAUUUGCGUAAUUAUACUCAAUUAACUUAAUUAUAAUGUUUUACUUGAUGAUUAAAGUAUUAUUUAUGAUAAAACAUGUUUUAAAUUUAAGUUGGUAUCAGUGUCUUUUAAAAAGGCGGUAGAUGAACCAGUGUUUUUUAAAAAGGCGAAUUUGUAUAAAAAGUUUUGAGUAAACUCGCUUUUUUGAAAAACAUUGAUGCUUCAGCAGACAGAUUCACUGAUUUUUGA